Molecule: messenger RNA, 963 nt
Organism: Peniophora sp. CBMAI 1063
Lineage: Eukaryota; Fungi; Basidiomycota; Agaricomycetes; Russulales; Peniophoraceae
Source: the annotation of a GenBank genome assembly
AUGUCCUUACCUAUCCAAGACCGGGAUAGACUGGUGUUCAAAGCUCAUGACGGCUACCGCAAAAGUCUGAACUCGCGGAACAUCAGUCGCCACUGCGCACUACACACUUGCGCGUCCGGCGCGACGGCUAACGAUCUACGAGUUUGUGCGAAGUGUCGCAAUGUAUGGUACUGUUCUGCUGAGCAUCAGCGCCAGGACUGGAAGAGACACAAAGCCAUGUGCGCGAGCCAUCAGGCAGCCCAGCAAACAGGAGCAUCCGUUUCAGCUUCUCUCGUCCAGAGAGGCUAUCCAGAAUCCCGUGUGCUUCUCUCGAUGCUGCAGGACUUUGUGGCGCUGCAUCAGCGUAUCCUAUCGCAUGUUGUCGCGCGGUAUCUAGCCAUCCGCUGUCUUGAAAGCGAGAGGCCUCUUGAUCAAGCCAUCGAUCAUCGCACGGAGUACAUCAUGUUCGAGGUUGAGUACCGCGGAGGUAACGACGUAAACCCGGCAUCGACAUUCGAAGUCAUGGAUGGAUACGCGCAAUCUGCGACUGACAUGCCUCCGGAUCAGCGCAAGAACUUCGACAAGUACAUAGACAACGUCCUGAAAGACAACCUCAAAUCGAGUAUGAAAACGUUCCCCGACCUUGUCACACUUUGCUGCGCGCUCUUCUACAUCCGUGAUGUGGGUUUCAUGUACCAAACAGCAAUCGAGCUGCAUCGCGGGCACUUCACCUCAGUGACAGAUCCCGGUGACCAACACUGGUGGUCAUCCUUCGCGAGGAACGCACGCGACGGAGUCGUCAUACGAAGGAUCUACAGCAAAGAGAUCAAGGACUACUACUGCGAGUAUGUAGGAUUGUUGACACAACAAGGGGAGGACGAGUGGAAAUGGGCGAUGGAUGAGGAAAACGAAGACAACAUCAGUUGCAAGCGCAACUUGAAGCGCGCAGUAGAGGCUGCGAAGAAGGGGGACGCGGAUGCGUGA